AUGGUCGCGCGCGCCGCGGACGCCGGCCGCUGCUACCGCGCCCGUCUCGCCGCGUUCGCCGGCCGCUACUGCGAUGCCCGUCUCGCUUGCCCGCGCCGCGUCCGCCGGCCACUGCUGCUACGCCCACCCCCGUCCGGCUCGCGCACGCUGCGUCCGCCGGCUGCUGCUGCCGCGCCCUCGCCCGCCCCCGCCCGGCUCGCGCGCGCCGCGUCCCCCGACCGCUGCUGCCGUGGCCGUCCCUCUCGCGCGCGCCGCGUACCUCGGCCGCACAUGCAUCGCCCGUCCCACUGGCACGCGCCGCGUCCUCCGGCCGCUGCUGCCGUGGCCGUCCCUCUCGCGCGCGCGCCGUACGCCGGCCAUUGCUGCAGCGCCUGUCCUGCUCGCGCGCGCCGCGUCCCCCGACUGCUACUGCCGUGGCCGUCCCUCUCGCGCGCGCCGCGUACCUCGGCCGCAGAUGCAUCGCCCGUCCCACUGGCACGCGCCGCGUCCUCCGGCCGCUGCUGCCGCGGCCGUCCCUCUCGCGUACGCCGGCCAAUGCUGCAGCGCUUGUCCCGCUCGCGCGCGCCACUUCCGCCAAAAAUAGCACUUCCGCCGGCCGCUGCUGCCGCGUACGGUGAGGACAACGCCGGCACGAGCUGGGAUGGGGCCGGCGGAGGCAGUGAGGAUGCAAGCCGGGACGGGGCGGGUGGAAGCGGAUCCGGCCGCACAGUUGGGGAAGCCAGCGGGCGGAGGUGGCGCAAGCGCGUGGGCGGAGGCGGCUCCAGUGCACGUGUCGAGGCGGCGCUGGCCGCCGGCCCUUCCUUCCACUCGAGCGGGCGGAGGCAGAUCCGGUCGCACGGGAGGGGAAACCGGUCUGCCGCUGGCCGGGGGUGCGCCACGACUACGCCGGAACCGGGCCGCGCCCGCGCACGAGUCCGAGCCACGCCGACGCUCGGGCUGGGGCCGAGGCCGGUCCGUCGCCUCGACCCGCGCCGGGGCCGGACUGCCGCCUCGACGCGCGCCGACGCCGGGGCCAUACCGCGGCCUCGACCUGCGCCGCCGGGCGGGCCGACUCCGGAGCCCGACCGCCUUGACCCGCGUGGCCGCGCCGCGUUGCCGAAAGAGAUGAGAGAGACGAGGGUGGGAAGAAAGAGAUAA
Panicum virgatum (switchgrass) is the source of this 1137-nucleotide messenger RNA. RefSeq names its product translation initiation factor IF-2-like. The record is from RefSeq and is a predicted model, not a curated record. The transcript has a single exon. Lineage: Eukaryota; Viridiplantae; Streptophyta; Magnoliopsida; Poales; Poaceae. The coding region runs from base 1 to 1137 and encodes 378 amino acids.